AUGCCAGAUCCCGCUGCGGUCGGGACCAUUGUCAUUCGUUUCCUCAUUACGAGAAUCCAACACUUAGAGAUUCACACUGAUCUACCGGCCAAUUCCAGCAGUUCUGUCGAUGAGGACGAGACUGUGACGAUGGAAUGCGUCGAAUAUGCCGAGCACAGUUGGCUUGGAGAUGCGAUAUGCUUGUCGCUCGAGGACGGCCGAAGAAUCGUGGCCAAGACGCGUCCGAUCGCGCUGCCAAACGGACUGAAUCUGACAUAUGGAGAGAUCAACGGUCUCGCUGGGGACUUCUAUGGCACGACCAAGCCUAUUAGCGACGGGAUUGGUGCUGACGAGCAGAUGCGGCGUUUUGUAGACGCUUACCGGAAACUUUCUACCGACACCACGCGGCAACCAGGCGAGGCCGAAAGGAUCCUUAGUGUGCUCCAGAAGGAAGUCGAUGCUGUCAACAAGGCUUUGGCGAAUCACGAGGAUCCGUCUGUAGCUUACAGCAAGCUGCCAGAUGAAACGUGCACUUUCCAGAAGAUCACGUCAUCCAGACCAAGCGAUGAUCAACCUAGCUACAUUGGACUGGCUCUGAUCAACUGGGAUCACUUUGGAGAAGAUGCCCGCACUACCUACAAUGCAGGCCACGCAAAGGCUCUUGAAGAGGCUGCCAAAGGUAACCUUAUGGACGCAUAUGCGCUGAACGCUUUUGCGGACCACUUCCUGGAGGACUCCUUCUCGGCGGGACACCUCCGCACCCCCCGCCGAAUGCUUCAUGGCUACAAGGGAGUGAAGGACUUCCUCGCAAAGUACAUGCAUGACGAAGACUGUGCCAUUGGACUCUCGGUCACUAACCCUGCCGGCGAGAGCUGGCAAGCAUUCGGCGACAAGCGAUUGCUCGCCAAAGAGAACAAGGACAACAAGGAGCGUUGCCUAGUUGCAAUCCAGGCAUCUGCCGACGAAGUCUUUCAAGCUUACAAGGACGGGAAAGCUCCGAGCCCGGACAGUUACAAGGCGUGGACCCACGCCUGCACGCUCGACUCGGCCCACGGCAGUCAAGAGCUCGCACCUCUUUUCAAGAAAGACGAGUACCGACGCAAAGAUGUUACGCAUCGAAGGGAGUGGGAAUUCACACAAGAUUGGUGGGUGUGGAGUACUGCGAUGAAGAUCUGGAAAAGCGGAUGGUGGAAGUACCCAAUCACAAUCGACGGCCCAAGGAAGUGGUUUUGA
Molecule: messenger RNA, 1212 nt
Organism: Diplodia corticola
Lineage: Eukaryota; Fungi; Ascomycota; Dothideomycetes; Botryosphaeriales; Botryosphaeriaceae
Product: phosphatidylcholine-hydrolyzing phospholipase c
Exons: 4
Coding region: 1-1212 (403 amino acids)
Source: RefSeq, a predicted model, not a curated record